Bolinopsis microptera is the source of this 3032-nucleotide messenger RNA. RefSeq lists its product as uncharacterized. NCBI's taxonomy places the organism in Eukaryota, Metazoa, Ctenophora, Tentaculata, Lobata, Bolinopsidae. Gene Ontology annotation, biological process: calcium ion transport. Bases 24 to 2927 code for a protein of 967 amino acids. The transcript has 23 exons. The record is from RefSeq and is a predicted model, not a curated record.
UGGAGUUGAAACGAAAAAGAUCCAUGCAGGCCGGAAAAGUGACCAUGGAGGAGCAAAAUCGAGUUAACAGGAUGUUUCAAAAAGUUAUCAAGAUAAUUCGAACGACUGUAAAAAGUGACGUACCGGACCAGUUUUUUUCGAAGAGCGAAGAGCUAGACAUACUGGGCAAAACAGUUCUUGGUACACUAGGUUUGGAAGAAUCCAAAACAGGACAGCAGACGUUGUCGGAAAUAGUGUUCAAGGGCCCAACCAACGUCAUAUCCGGAGCAAAGGAUAUUGUGCUGGAUCAAUUACAUACGAGGAACGUGCCGGCUCUACUGAUGUAUAAAGACGGUGAGCUGUGGUCCCUGCUGAAAAGAGUCUUCUCCUGGUUGAGGAAAGAGAGGCAAAAGAACGAGUUCAUCGUCAAACAACUCCUCAACUCCAUAACGCUACAGUUGAAGACCCUACAGAAUGGGUCCGCUAGUACAAACGAUGCGGACGAGGAGGAUAUUGGGGAUGUUAUAGUAUCCCAGCUGCUAAAUAUUGGGUUUGUGGAGAUGCUCUGUUCGCUCAUCAGCAGGAACAUAUCUGCUCAGCCUGCUAUCAGUUGCCUUUGUUAUCUUCUCCAGUUUUCUGGAGCUCAAAAGCAGAUGUUGCAAGUGUGCAUGUCGAACGAGGAACCCAUUUUUGAAUGGGUUUGGGAUCAAAUUAACACAGCUGUGUCAGGAUAUAUUCAGUUCAACAUGGCGCGUAACGUGAUGCUGAGUGCUGCCAGACCCAUCAUCGACAUAGACACGGCCACUCCCCACAUGAGACUGGCUGUGCAGUUCAUCGGCAGGCUCAGCAACAAGACCUCUAAGAUUCAGGACUAUCUGAGAAACCAGCACAACAAGAUCGUAUCACACAACUUUCUGUCAGUGCUCCUAACCCUACUCAGAACAAUUCCUAAACAUGAUCUUAUCGAGGCGAGUAGCAACUGUCAGAUACGAAUGAAACAACACAACAAAAUGAUUGUAGACACAUUAGUGGCUCUAGGUGAUAUGCUGUCGACAAACACUACAGCGAAAGAGUAUGCAAUAGAAAUGGGGAUUAUUGAGAGCACAGAUAGGCUCCUGGUGGAUAUCAGUUCUCUAGACAGUUCAGGUGAUGAGAACCCAGGUGACGAGAACCCAGGUGAUGAGAACCCAGGUGAGGAGAAUAACAUCAAGCCCGGACUGUCCACUGUGUCCGUGGAAGAUGUUCUCAGGAUUAGAAUUAACUGCUACGAUGUUUUGGUCACCUUGCUGGAGUACGAUCAGAAGCUGUUAGAUGUUGGAGAAAAGAUAUCAGAUGUAAUGAGUGUCAACGAUUUAAAGUUGUCAGUCGUCAAUCAAUUGAAAAUCUUAAACCAAAAAAGCUCACCAGAGUUAAGAGAGCUGUCUUCAAUGGCGGCUUUUAAGGGUUACAAUGUCCUGAAGAAGAUAGAAGGUAUGGAAGGAUUCUCAGCAAAGGACAAAUCUGUUCCCGAUAUAGACAAAACCAUUGCGGAAGACGUCACGAUAAAAUCAGUGGAGGUGAUGUGGAGAAAUUCUCUGGAGAAACUGUACUUCCCAAUCCAGAAUGGUCACGAAGACCUGAUACGGAGAAAAGUAAAGGAUCAGAUGUUGUGGGGAUUGUCCAGGAAAACUCUCACUGAUAAGAACGUGGACUUCCUUGGCUGGUCGGAAGAGAUAAUAAAAGACAUGAAGAACAUGUACAACCUCAAACAAAUACCGAUAGUGAAAGAGUUGGUCGGACUGGAGUUUCUCUGGGAUUGGCUUGUUCUUCUACUUGCUAUCGUCAUACAGCUGUGGUUGUUGGUAGAUUUGGAAGAUUUCGGAAUGAGAACUAGCGGCGACAAAACGUGCGGAGAAGGGAGUCUGACGAAUAUGAUUGAGAUAAAGAACUUUCCUGCAGAUAAUAACUCAACUAAUGUUUGUGUGAGCAAGGUCUUUUCUAAGGCUCAUGACAUUUUAGGGGCUGUACACCUCGCAUCCACUAUUCUUCUUGCUGCAACCUACGCGACAACUAACUGGCACCGCUUCGACCAUCCAACAUUCAAUUGGAGAGCUUUUAUCUGGGGACAGAGCUCAGAGCAAGCCAACGCCCACAAGAACACAAAACACAGGAUGAAGAUUGACAUCACUUCCUUCUACAAUGUCUGGCUUCUUAUAAUGAUUAGUUGCAGUGCUCUUGGAAUACUUUUUCACGGUCAGCUGUACUGUGUACACUUGAUGCAUAUAGUGGCUAUGUUUGAUCUCCUCACCAGAGUAAUACGAGGAGCCACUGCCAACAGAGACCAACUUUUGGUGAUAAUACCGUUUGCAGUGUUUAUUAUCUACAUCUACUCCAUGAUUUACUUUACAUUCGCUCGCUCCAUGUUUGAUAACGACAAGAUGGAGUACUGCAACACGUUGGCUCAAUGUUUUAGUACAGCCAUCAGAUACUCAAUGAGAAACAGCAAUGGUGGCCAUAACUACAGUUGGACUGAUAAAAAAGCGUUUACUGACAUGUGGAUCAGAAUAGCAAUUGAUGUUUCAUUCUGGCUCAUCUACUCCAUCAUUGGUAUAAAAGUGGUCACUGCCCUGGUCAUAGACGGCUUUACAUCACAAAAGAAGUUGAGAAAAACCUCAUUGGAGGACAUGAGCGGUGUUUGUUCCAUCUGUGGGCUCACAAAAGACGAGGUUUCUGGAAAAGGAAUUGACUGGGACACUCACAAACAGGAACAUAACUUGUGGUCUUACGUCAACCUGUUUUAUUACCUUAAAAAUAAUAAGAGGUCCUCAAAACUGUCAGCUAUUGAAGACGAGGUGCUAGAAAAAUUUGAGAGAGGCGAAAUAUCGUUUCUCCCUCGUAAAACAUCCUUAUCCUGGAAGCGUGUCAUUAAAGAACGUGAAGAUAUGCGGGAAAAAGAGAGGAUCUUUUAAAUUACAUGUCGAUCAUAUCGAAACCCCAGACACAUCCAGAUUUUGACGAUGCUUAUUAUGUAAAUUGUAAUUAGUUGUAUAUUCAGAACUUUUUAUCUAUUUACG